CGUGACAUUUCAACCCGAAUACGCCGCAUGUCUGAUCGAAGAACUAACGCAUCCUCACAAUAGUGCAAUGAGUUUGGCCACCGGCUACGGUCCCGAUAUUGCGGCUCUAGACAUUUCUGACAUGGGUUGACGAUCUGAUCACACCGCUGCCAUCACUCAUCAGCUGUUUAUCUUUCAUUGUGAACAACAAACAUAUUGGAACAUUCCUCCCUCAGCCAUGGAUACGCCCUACCCCGAGCUCGUCUGGACUCAGACGUCAUCUGGAACAUGGCAGCGAAGCAUCGACGAGGUCGAGGAGUUCUACUCCGCCAUGCCUAUCCUCUACGAGGGCAGCGGCCUCAUGUUCUUCGCCAUCACCGGCCACGUCUCCCUCACCUUUGACACCGCCGGCAUCAACAACCACUCCGAAGCCGAUAAGUGCGUCGAUGAAGCUUUGAAGAAUGCUUGGCUGGCCCUGCGUCACGAUCAUCCCACCAUCGCCUCCCAAGUCACCCGGGACCUCACAACAGGCAAAUGGACAAAGACAUACCAGCAACUCAAAGACGAAGCCGACCAGCAGUCCUGGAUCAACAAGACUCUUGUCCCUGUUACUACCGAACAAACUAGCGCAGAAUGGGCCAACUCACAGCCGCCAGCCCCAAAGAUCCCAACCCUCUUCGUCCUCAGCCCGCCAUCCAACACCACCAAUCUUAUCCGCCGCGACCUCAUCCUCCGCUCCCCCCACAAUAUCAUAGACGGCAUCGGCACCCUAACCCUCCUCAACAAUCUCAUCACUCACGCCUCAAAAGCAUUAUCCUCGCCAAACACCCCCACUCCCCUAUCCUUUACCGGCUCCGAAGCCGCAAACCUCAGCCCCCCCUAUCGCAUCGCAGCCAGCGUCCCCCCAACCCUCACCCAAUCCCAAACCAAACGCUUAGCCACUAUGGCCGCCCAGAAAUCCGCAGCAAUGAACCCCCCAUCCGGCAUCCAACUCAUCGACAUGCCCUACCGCCGCGGUAAACUCCUCCCUGGCCGCCACCAGCGCGUCGCAAUCACCCUCACGGAAGAGCAAACAGCCCGCCUCACAGCAGCAUGCAAAUCCGCCGGCGCGACAGUCACCCACGCCUUCCACGCCGCCAUCGCCCUCGUCGUCCGCGACAUCCAACCAUCAUCUACCCGCGGCCCAGAGGCAAAACGCGUGCGCUACGUGAACUACAUCCUCCGCAACGAGCGCGCAAGCUGCCAGCCGCCGUUCAACUCCGCAAAACACCCCGCUGCGCUGUAUCAUUCGGUCCCGGGGCAAAGUCUCAUCGUCGACAUGGACCUCCCCGCCUCAGACGACGAUGCCAAUUCAUCCCAUAACAAGGACGAAUUCCUCCCCGUCGUCCAGAUAAUGAAGGACUUCUACCACAGCGUCAAAGACGAUAAAGAGCACUAUGCCCUAGCCUCCACAAUCUGGGCCGCCGGGAACCCCACGGUCCCUCUGUCCCCUGACCCGCUUCCCGUGCCGCCGCCCAAGGAACAUCCUUCGGUGUCCAUCUCCAGCAUGGGUCGCGUCGACGGCAUCAUCGCGCCCAAGACGGGUGCGAUCGAGGCGUACGAUCCGUGGGUUACUGGCGAGGAGCUGGGGAACGGGCUGGGUCUGUUUUUGGGUACCUUCAGGGGCGAGCUCUGUCUUAGCGCUGCGUUCAAUGAUGCUUGGCAUACUGAGGCUGAUGUUCUUGAUUUCUUGAAACGGUGCGAAGCUGUGGUUUUCCGUGGGUUUGGGCUCUCGUUGGAGUGAAAGGGAACCUUGGUCUGAUCAUGACGGUCGUUGUGGGAAAGCCUCGAUUUUCGUCUCUCCAGGUGACAUCCUAGGUAUUGCCGAGAACCGAGAUAGGCUACCAGUUGUAGGUCAGCUUCUUACUUGGAUGACUUUUCCUAAA
This is a messenger RNA of Colletotrichum godetiae, 1904 nucleotides long. RefSeq lists its product as uncharacterized. Bases 218 to 1762 code for a protein of 514 amino acids. Lineage: Eukaryota; Fungi; Ascomycota; Sordariomycetes; Glomerellales; Glomerellaceae. The transcript is spliced from 2 exons. The record is from RefSeq and is a predicted model, not a curated record.